Molecule: messenger RNA, 1225 nt
Organism: Salvelinus sp. IW2-2015
Lineage: Eukaryota; Metazoa; Chordata; Actinopteri; Salmoniformes; Salmonidae
Source: RefSeq, a predicted model, not a curated record
AUCAGAUUAUCUCUACACAAAGACCUCUACAGCACAGACAUCCAGCCACGACACCUUAAAUCACUUCAGCAAUGAUCUACUCUAAGGAGCACCUGACUCUGACCAACAAGCUAAGAAAGCCAGUGCUGAAAGAUCGUAACAACAGCAGCAUUGAGCAGCUCAAGUCUUCCGUGUUUCCAGAGAUCCUCAACCAGCAGCCUGACUCCAAGCUGGAGAAAGCUGACAUCCUGGAGAUGCCAGUUUGCUUUCUAAGAGGACAGCAACAGUAUCAACCAGUGAGUUCCUCCUCCUGCUGCUCAGCACCUGUCAAUCAGGGUUACUCCAGCUGUGUCCAAGAUAUUGUCCACUUCCUGUCCAAGGAUGAGGUGACGACAGAGUCCCAGAGAAGACUGCUGAGCCACUUCCAGAGCAUGCAGCCAUCCUCUGAUAAGAGCCGCAGGGAGAGUGACCUGCCUCAGCUCAGCUCAGCUCCCCAACCCAGCACAGCAUCAGCAAAGACAAGAGUCCAGUGAACAGCGCCCUCUGGAGGUCUUGGUAGAGUUCUACAGACUUAAAAGCUCCACUCAGACAAACACAAUGGACCAUGUUGGUCUAACAUUAAUGGACAGUAAUGAUAAUAGGAAGAGACAAUCUUCUCCUUCUGCAGAAAAUGUCAAAGUUUUAAUUUGAUUGUGUUAAUUAUUUUUUCAUGAAUAUGUGAAAAGCCUUCCUAAUGAAAGUUCAUAUUGAUAUCAUCACUUUUCAUUUAACAUGAGUAUUAUGUAAAGUUAUUUUUACUUUGUAAGAAAAUUCCUAUYUUGUUGACUGUUCAUUAUAAUCUAUUUAUUACCCACAUUGGGUGAGAUAGCAAAGAAUGUUUAAAUUCUUUAAUCGUGCAACACUAUCCUUCUGUUAAUGAAUUUCAGAAAAUAUAUUCUUGUUGAUGACUUAAAAAACUUUAAUUGAUUUGCUUGAUAUCCAAGCCUGGUUUUUGUGAUGAACUACCAAUUUGUGUUGGUUUGUAUUACAAUUUUUUAAUUCUCGUAUAUUGAGAUAUCUAACAUAUGUCUGCUUUGUUUUUAAAGCUGCAUUUGUCUAUGUAAUGUAACCCACACUCUAUGAUGAGUGCCUGUGUGACUUGAAGCUGUUUUCUCGCAAUUGUAGUGAUGCUUAAUCACAAAGUUUAAGUUCUUAACAAUUAAGAAACGUAUUCUCUAUAUGAAAAUAAAAACAAUCUUGAAAUGUG